This is a messenger RNA of Trichoderma atroviride IMI 206040, 1032 nucleotides long. RefSeq lists its product as uncharacterized. Lineage: Eukaryota; Fungi; Ascomycota; Sordariomycetes; Hypocreales; Hypocreaceae. The record is from RefSeq and is a predicted model, not a curated record. Gene Ontology annotation, molecular function: lipase activity.
AUGUCGACUUACCCGUUUCCUUACUCUCAAGCGGCACGACUUGAUCCCAGGAUCAAAAUACCGCGACCAGCCAUUGAUCCCGCACUCGCGCCCAUUCUUGACUCAUGCCUUCUACCAGAGGAACUGGACAUCGGUUUGAUGCGCAAUUAUUCAGCUAGCGAACAAGGAGAAACAGCUGCCAAUCCAUCAGAUUCCAUCAUUAACGGUGCGCCACAUCUCAAACAUAAAGAGUUUCUCGUUCCGGGGCCUCAGGGGGACAAUAGCUUGGUUCUAUCAGUAUUCAUGCCAAAGGAGCCAACUUCAGCCGCGCUACCAGCUUUAUACCACAUCCACGGAGGCGGCAUGGUUGCUGGUGACCGCUUUUCCGGCGUGGCAGAGCUGUUGGACAUUAUGAAAGGCAUCGAGUGUGUUUUCCUGUCCGUUGAGUACCGCCUUGCGCCAGAGACUCGCGCUCCGGGGCCAGCAGAAGAUUGCUAUGCCGGACUUGUCUGGGCAUCUGAGAACGCCGCUUCUAUUGGAAUCAACCCAGCGCAAAUUGUUAUUUUGGGGUCAUCCGGUGGAGGGGCUCUAGCUGCAGCAAUGUGUCUGAUGGCCCGGGACAGACAAGUUCCCAUGAUUCCCGUCAAAGGCCAGAUGUUACUGUCUCCCAUGUUGGAUGAUCGGUGCGACACCAUUUCCGACCAGCAAUUUGAGUACGGUAGUCCUUGGUGUGGUGUUUCCAAUCGGAUGGCAUGGGCGCAUGUCAUGGGACAAGACAGGGGGACAAACAAGACAACCCAAUAUCAGUCGCCGUCUAGAGCAACGGACCUGUCAAAUCUUCCGUCAACCUACAUCGAUGCUGCCGAGUGCGAGGUGUUCCGGGACCCAGCUGUUUCAUAUGCCAUGAAUAUGUGGCGUUGCGGAUCAACAUGUGAAUUGCAUGUUUGGCCAGGGGCCUUCCACUUAUUCGAUGGGAUUGAUAACCCUAGCGUGCCACUUAUCCAUGCUGCAGUUACAGCGAAACAGAACUGGCUUAAUAGAAUGUUCUCUUAG